Phascolarctos cinereus (koala) is the source of this 5116-nucleotide messenger RNA. It is a transcript of the gene FCER2, whose product is annotated as Fc epsilon receptor II. The record is from RefSeq and is a predicted model, not a curated record. NCBI's taxonomy places the organism in Eukaryota, Metazoa, Chordata, Mammalia, Diprotodontia, Phascolarctidae.
CCCACUACAAAACCAGGCUGUAGCCUCCAGAAUUCUGAUGGAGCUGGAGGCCAAGUGGAACGGCAGCUCAGAGCAAGUGGAAUUCGGCAGGAUGUCACCAAGAAGCCAGGGAUUCACGAAGCUGCCUGGCCAGAAGACCUGUGGGAAGAGUGUACUCCUCUUUGUCUCUGUGCUGCUGAUCUCCAUGGCUCUGUGGGGAACGCUCCUAUUCUUGUUCCUAACUCGGUUCAAAGAAAUAGCCCAGGACUUGGAGAAGCUUCAGGAGUCCUGUGUGUACCACAAUGACUCUGGGAUUGUGACUAUCAUUAGGCAGCUACAGGCGGAUCAGUGGAACCUCAAAAACAAUGUCCCUCAGCUCUCCAAGGCCCUGAACAAACUCCAGGAAGACCAAACAACCAUGAAAUCUAAAGCCUCUCAGAUCGAUCAACAACUGGACAGAAUUGAAGCAGACAGAACAGCCUUCAAGUCCCAGGUGCUGAAUGAGAAGAACGCUGUGACUCAGGCUCAGGAAAAACUGCAGGAAGAGAUCCAGAAGCUUUGGACUGAAUUCCAUAGGGCAAAUGGAUGGAGAGUUCUCCCCUCUUCCCCCUCCCCAAACUCCACUGCUUCUCAGAUCUCCCAAGGACUGGACAGGCUUGAAGAAGACCACACAACCAUGCCAACUCAGGGCUCUGUCUGCACAAAUUGCCCAGAAGACUGGCAACUGUUCCAGAAGAAAUGCUACUUUUUUGGGAAGGAGCCCAAGACAUGGUCCCAGGCCAAGUUUGCCUGUAUCAACCUUCAGGGCCGGCUGGUCAGCAUCAAAAGCAAAGAGGAGCAGGACUUCCUAACCCAGAGGGCCAACAAGAAGGGUUCCUGGAUUGGCCUCCGAGAUCUGGACAUAGAGGGCGAGUUCAUAUGGAUGGAUGGGAGUCCCCUGAACUACAUCAACUGGAGCCCAGGGGAGCCCAACAACCAGGGUCAGGGGGAGGACUGCGUGAUGAUGCGUGCCAACAAUGGCCGUUGGAAUGAUGCCUACUGUCGGGGGCAACAGGAUAGCUGGAUCUGUGAGAAGCUAGCCACAUGCUGACCAUUGACCAUGGCCAAAGGCCAACAACCUGAGGCUAGCAACCAGCUUUAGCCCUGACAUGGCAGGGUCGAAAGGUUUCUUAUUUCUCAUCCAGAAGGAACAGGAAGGAAUCCCCCUCCUAACCCCGGACCUGAAACCUCAUGUCUCUGAUCCUGCAUCCUGUGCCAGAUUCUGGCCCUCCCAUCCCUUGGCUCUCUGCCCUACUCCAGACCUUCCUACUCCUGGACUAGGACUCCAAACCCCAAAUUCCUAGUCUCCAGGCCCUUCCCUGAACUGGGAAGGAACAACCACCCUCCUCCCAGCACUUUCCCUGAGGUUGAAGGAAAGGCCAGCCCUCCAGUCCCAACCUUCCCUGAACUCCAAGCCUUCCAUCCCAGGACGUCCACAUGCUCACAAUCUCACCUGCUUCCUCACCCACCAAAGAUUCUUGGCUAGAGUUCCCAAGGUAUGCCGGGGAAAGCUGAUUUUGUUCUGGCUCUUCCCUUCCUCCCACUCUGCCCCAGUGGGUCAAAGAAUGGGGUCAACCUCAUACUGUUUUUUUCUCAAGAGAGGAAUUGUGUCCACAGCAGCCCACCACUGACCUGAGAGGCUUGGUUUUUCUUCUCAGUUCUUCUGCAAACAGAAGCCUCCUGAGUUUCUCUCCACAUCUCUGCUCCUGACCUCUGUUCAAAAGCAGCCACACCAUUCAUAUAUGGGAGCAUUAAGGCCUCUAGCCCAGCCUAUGGCCCACUAAAGGUCUAGGACUGCAUACCCACCUAAGCCACAGUCCAAAUCUAGUUCUGAUCGGUCGCGUUCCAAACUCCCCAUCUGUUCCUUCCCCCCACCCCAGCAGAACUCAUUCCCCAAGUCUCACUUUUGCUCCCUGUCCCUCAGCUCCACUCCUAAGGCACACAAGAGGCUGAAGGUUCUCUGGGGUUAUCAUCAAAUCCUGGUCCUCGGGGUGUCUCCAGGAAGCUUUAAAGAGCAAAAUCUACUUGUAGAAUAGUCAGUUAUCUGCCACCCGUAGGAUCUGGAGAUGGAUGGGCCCUUAAAGAUCAGUUAGCCCAAUCUCCUCGUCUUACAUUUAGGGAAAACAUGGCCCAGAGAUAAGUGAUUCGCUCAGGGUCAGUAAGUAGAAAUACGUGGCAGAGCUGAGACUGGAGCCCAGUUCUUCUGACUCCAGAUCCCGGGCUCUCUCCCCACAGACUGUGCAGAUCCCCUUUUCACUAGUCUGGCCCAUGUCCUGUCAGUCCAUGUCCACCCUCUCCCACCAAUGCAUGAGGUUCAGAAGCUCGCAAGCCCUUUAAGCUUGCUAGCCAGGGCAGCCUGCCAGGGCCCACUACAGCCUUGCUGGACAAGUCUCUCUUCUUCUUUGACCCUCAGUUUUGUCUCAUGGGCCAGAAGGCUUUUAAAGGCCCCUUCUGGUUCUAAAUACUGUAAUGCAGCGCUCUCUGUGGGAUCUUCCCAACGUGACAGUGCAGGCAGAGUCUGGACUAACUCCCUAACAAGCCACCUCCCUUGUGUUUCCCUUAUCACUUAAAGAAUUAGUGGCAGCUUCUCUGGGAGCUCUUCCAGGGCUGAUCACAGAAGCUUGAGCUGCUCUGCCGUUGCCUUGGCCCCACGACUACUUUCCCAGGCUUGUUUUUGCCCAAAUGAAGGCCCGACCCUUCCUCCUGACACUCUCUCCCGCCAGUCCCAGAAUGUAGCACAUUCCCAGUACAAACUAGUCUCAUUUCUGCAUCUAUUGACAACAAAAGCCUCCUGUUGUUUUAUUCUGAAUUCUCCUCAGCUCACUGAUUCAACAAAUGUUCUUCAAGGACAUCCUGUGUGCAGGGCACAGUAGCCUCUCUAAUGAGAAACUCAGGACUGGGAUUUCAUUAGCAGGGUUUGGCUCCCUCACUCCUCAGGCCCCCAGCUGCCCAGACACAUCCAGAGAAUAAGACCUGUCAGAAAGGACCACAAUCUGAACUACUGACUGGGGAUCCUUCCAAGCUGCCUAUAUUCACGCUGAUGCAGGGGGACCUUCCCCACAAGCACAUAAGGGCCUAAUCCUUAGCUUGGAAGUUCUAUCCACUCUCCAGUUCCCCAUUCAGUCUUCAAGGGGGCUCACUGGCAUAAGGCCAAGAGUAGGUGCAAGAGCCCUUGGACUCUAUCUGCAAGGAGCACCUGGGGGGGGAGGGGGGCUGACCAUGAGUACAAAACAAAAGACUUGGGCCAUUCGAGCAUGCCCAUGGAAAUAAAGCCAUUAACUAGUGUCAGAAUCACAGAAACUAACACUAGAAGGGGCUUAGAGAUCAGCAAAUCCAAACCCCUCACUUUGAAAAGAGGGAAAAUAAGGCCUACAAAGGGCUUGAGGUCACAAAGUGGAUGAGUGACAGAGCCAAGAUCUGACAGCCCAGGUCUAACUGCCAUGUCACCAACUGAGUUGCUGUACAAGGAUGCUUUCCCUCUCUGGGGCUCAGUUUCCCAUGUGGGAGCUGGAUUAGAUGGUCUCAGAGGGAAAGGUCCCACAUAUACAAAAGUAUUUAAUUAUGGAGGUAGUUUUCACAGUAGCAAAAAUCUGGAAAAAGUAGGUGCCCAUCAACUAAGAUAUGGCUGAACUCUGGUAUGUGAAUGCAACUGAAUAUUUUUGUGCUGUAAGAGAUAAAAAUGAAGAAUUUGGAGAAAUCUGAGAAGGCUUAUAUGAGAUAAUGCAGUAAGAAGGGAGGAUAACCAAGAGAAUAAAACUGUAAAUAUGUAGGUAAAGGAAAAACAACCAAAGACAUCAGAACUCUGUAUCCCAGGGAUCUGUCCUCGCCCCAUCACCCUCUUCUCCUUUCUCCCUACCCACUAUCUAAAUUCUUGAUUGUCCCAUCAGCUCCAAUAAGUUCUACUAUUAUCUAUCUACAUGCAUGUGGUUCCCAAAUCUACCUAUAAAGUUCUCAUCUAUCUCCUGAGCUCCAAUCCUAACCAAUGUCCCCCCCCAACCUUAAUGACCCAUCCCAUCACAAUCUCAAACUCACUAAGUCCUAAACAGAACUCAUCUUUCCCCCUUCUAAUUCCCCUCCUUCUGUCCAGGGCGCCACCAAACUUCCAGGCUCACAAAUGGAGGUCAUCUCAAUUCUUCACACUCCCUCACCAAACGCAUUCAAUCAAUGACCAAGUUUUGCUGAUUCUACUCAAGUGCCAUCCUUCACAUCUGAUCCCUUUUCUCCACUCAAAGCUACCACCCUAAUUCAAGCCCUCAUCACCUCUCUCCUCAACUAUUCCAAUAGCCUCUAAAUUGGUCUCCCUGCCUAAGUUUCUCGUUGCUCCAGUCCAUCUUCCAAACAACAGCAAACAGAAUAAACCCUAAAGCACAGAUCUGACCAUGUCACUGCCUGCUCAGAAAGCCUUGGAGGCUCCCUAUUGCUUCUAGAAUCAAAUACAGAGCCCUCCACUCAGCAUCAAAAGCCCUUCGCAAUCUACCUCCAACCACUCUUUCCAUUCUGAGUUGUCAUUACACCCUCUCAUGCACUACAUUCCUGUAAAACUGGCCUUCUGGCAUUCCACCUCCACUUCCUUACCUUUUCAUAGGUGGCCUAGAACACUUUCUCCACACCUCCACCUCUUAAAAUGGCUAGAUUCCUUUAAGGCUCUGCUCCAGGGGCACCUCCUAUAAGAGGUUUUUCCAGGUUCACCCAGUUGUUUGGGUCCCUCCCACCAAAAAAAAAACUGCCUUAUAUUUUUGUAUAUAUUGUGUAUUUAAUUACCGGCAUACAUGUUGUUUCCUCCAUUCCACCACAAGCCCCAAGCUGACUGUGAGCUCCUCGAGGGCAAACGUUCUUCCUUGUUUGCCUUUGUGCCCAGCUUGUCACAGUGCCCGGCACAAAGAUUUUUAAUAAAUGUUUAAUAAAUGCUUAUUGAACUGAACUGAAUUAAAUCGCCUUGACAAAUCAGGAAAUUUAGUCUCCAAAGGACUAGUAAUGAGACAUCCCCUGCCCCCCUGCUCCGGAAGAGAUGGUGGACUACAGGUACAGAACAAGACAUAAUUUGUCACGCACAGCCAAUGUGUUGAUUUGUUUUGAUUAAUUAAAUUUCUUUGCUACA